This is a messenger RNA of Cladocopium goreaui, 564 nucleotides long. The record is from the annotation of a GenBank genome assembly. Lineage: Eukaryota; Dinophyceae; Suessiales; Symbiodiniaceae.
CGCUUCGAUGUUUCUUGUAGUGAUUUCUGCAACACCUCUGGGGCCCAAGCUCCCCAUGGAGCCAGAGUCAUUUGGGCCCCAUGCCAUUGGGCACAGUGUGGGAGAUGACGAUCACUAUGAGGCUGGACAGAGUUCUAACCGACCUGCCACUUCCCUGGCGAAUCCGGAGGAUGUUCCAUCAGCUCUUCCUCCGGGCAAGGUGAAAUUUCUGGCCUUCUUCCUGGUCUUCUUGCUCUGGGUUGGUGGCUGGGGUGCCAUUGACGUUCUGGUCACAAUGAUAGGUCGAGACAAGAACCACUGGAGCCUGACAUUGUAUUUGGCCUUGACAUUGGUGGGCUUCCUGGGCUUGCGUUGUUUGGCUCACAGAUAUCGAGGCUACGCCAUGCUGGACGAGUUCUAGAAGCACAACCCCCAGAAGGAAAGCUCUGGAAACCGAAGAAAUGGAGGACUCGGAGGCCAAAUGUGAAACGCAUCGGCUCCAGUCGCUGUCCUCGCUCCUGUCCCCACCCGGAUGGGCUGAUCCAAGUACCGUGACCAGAUGAAGGACAAGUGCAGCGGAAAAAA